Molecule: messenger RNA, 2065 nt
Organism: Engraulis encrasicolus (European anchovy)
Lineage: Eukaryota; Metazoa; Chordata; Actinopteri; Clupeiformes; Engraulidae
Gene: drc2
Product: coiled-coil domain containing 65
Exons: 10
Coding region: 132-1628 (498 amino acids)
Biological process (GO): cilium-dependent cell motility; regulation of cilium movement; axonemal dynein complex assembly
Cellular component (GO): axoneme; axonemal dynein complex
Source: RefSeq, a predicted model, not a curated record
UCCCACGUUGCUAAGCAACCGUACACAAACUAGUCUUGGAAGAUGAAGCAGUCCUAUCGUUAACUUUUUGUUAAACGUCUGCAAUAAUUUCUAAAGGGCAGGUAGUCUAAGCGUCUCGACUCAGCAUCACCAUGCCUAAGAAAGGAGGAAAGGGGAAGCAGGCUGCCAUGACAGAGGAGGAGAAGCUCCUCUACAUGCAGCAAAAAGCCCAGGCGGAGGAGGAGAUGGCCAAACGGAAGGAGGAUAUGCUCACUCAGUUUCUCAAGGAAAAGCUACAGAAGGAGGAGAAGAACAGUGUGGUGAACCUUCACAAGUUGACGCAGCAGUGGAGGACUGUGAUGCGACAGGCCCGUACCACCGAUCUGCGGAGAGACAUCGCCAUCCUCAGCCAGACCUUUGAGAGGGUGCUGGACCGCAAAGACAGUGUCAUCAAGAGUCUGGUGUCUGAUCUGAACGAGGCGGAGCAGCAGUCGUCCCACGCCCUGCGCGCCCACCUGAGCUGUGUGGACCGCAUGCUGGAGCUGCAGAGGAGUCGGCUGGCCGUCCUGGAACUCAAGUGGAUCUCCAGCCUGGAGGAGCUCAUCUCUGAGUACAACACAGUCAGGGAACACCUUCUGAGUAAGCACCAGCAGGACUCGGCGUACAUGGCAGACGUGACCUUUGCCAUGGAGCAGCACUAUAUUGAGCUGGAAAAUGAGGCCAAACAGGACUACCAAAGCAUGAGGGAUGAUAUCAAAAACAGGAACAUCGAGGAGAAGCAUGCUCUGCGUGUGCAGCUGGAGAGUACGGUAGAGGAGCUGUGGGGCCAGUUCCAGCAGGCGCUGCGCACCUACAACGAGGCCACCGAGGACCGCCACAUCGCCUUCGAGGCCCUCCGCACGCGCGACCACAAGUCAGCGCAGGAGAUCGACACGCAGAUGAGACGACUGCAGAAGAUGCAGGACUCCAUUGGGGCUCUGCGUGUGCGUCUGAGCUCUGGGCAGCGAGAGGGGGAGGCUGCGGCGCGGGGGCUGCGCGUGGCCCGGGAGCACGUGACCCACCAGGCCCGGCAGCUGAAGGCCCGGCUCAGCCAGGCCCGCGCCACCGAGCACAACCAGCUGGCCAACCUCACCGUGCACAGCAACGCCGCCACCAAGAAGCUCCAGGCCAUAAUUUCUCAGGGUGAGAAGCUGCUGCGUCUGGCUGAGAUGUGUCGUAAGCUGGAGACGGAGGAGGAGAAGAUCCUGCCCUUCUACGAGUCCAGCCUGGAUGCCCAGGAGCAGGACGUGGACACUAGCCAGGCCUCCGCAACGCCCACAGAGGGACUGGCCAAGGUCAUGCACGACUUUGAGGACCUGGGCCGCUUUUGGCAGCGCUACAACAAGGUGUCUCUAGAGCGCGCUUGCCUGGAACAGGAGCGUGCGGGUCUGAACCAAGAGAACCAGCAGCUGCGCCACCUGCUGCGCCAGUACCUGGAGGGCAUCUCCGUUAGCGACCAGAUCCUGCGCCACCAGAACCCUCUGCUCAUGGUGUCCGCCCAGACGCUGGGCACGCCCGGCCUCUCGGCCACCGGCAGCCAGGCCAGCCAGCAGACGGCCAAGCGUCACAAUGUCAUCGAGGCCGCACACGUGGUGCAGCACACACUGUAGCUAGCAUACACUAACACAGCUGACACCACUCUCACACACACACACACCUACAUGCAUAAGACCACAUACCAACACAACUAUGCAAGCCCUUUGUUUGAUUAUAACAUACAUACUGAUGUUGCCCAUAUACAAAUCAUUCAUCCAUGCAUGCACACACACACACAUACUACCAGUUUAAAACUAUUAUACACUAUAAAAUAACUGAAUAUAAUGAGAGAUUUUAGUGGCUAUUGAUAUACAGUAUAUGGUCUCAAUAAAACAUUAUCUUGUUUAAAUGAAUGAUUAAGAAAUAAUGUAUUAAAAAUAAAUUAUAUUAUUGUGAUUUAUCAUUAUAAUAUUAGUCUUCAAAACAUACUCACAUUCUCACAAAUCUCUCUAUUGACAUGUGAAAAAAAUGUUUUUUUUAAAUGUAAGACCACAACAAUAAAACAUCACAA